AGGAAGACUGAAGGCCAGUGAGAGCAGCUGCACUCAACAGGAGAGGAAAGACGUGGAAGUCCAGCUCUACUCUACGGUCAGAACAAAGGAAAACAGCAAAGGCAAAGGGAUGAGCAAGAAUCAGAAAGAAGCAAAGAAAAUACAGUCAGUUUAUCUGCAAAACUUGGAAAAACUAAACAAAGGUGUGAAAACAGACAAAAAGAAUUGGAAACCUGAUGAAGAAGACUUUCCUGUGAAAACAGCGAUGGAAAAGCUGCGAAAGCCUUCUAUAGCUGGACAGGUUGCCAAAAGCUCAGCUCACAGAAUCAGCAGAGAUCUGACUUGUUCAAUCUGUUUGGAUCUUUUCAAGAAGCCUGUGUCUUUGCCCUGUGAUCACACUUUUUGCCAAGGUUGUAUUGAGGGUUACUGGGCAGGACCCAGAGGUCCCGUCCAGGGAGGCACAGGAUCCUGCCCUCAGUGCAGGAAGGUGUACCCAGGACAGAGCUACAGGCCUAACCGCAUCGUUGCCAACAUCGUGGAGAGUUACUGUGAGGGUCUGGAGGAGAGUCGGACUGGAGCCGGCCUGCCAGAGAGUGCCCCCGUUGGCGUGGCAGAGAGGGCUCCUGCACCGGCCCCACGCUGCAGCAGACACAGGGAAGAGCUGAAGCUGUACUGCGAGGAGGACCAGGAGCUCGUGUGUCUGGUGUGUGGUCUAUCCCAAGAGCACAGAAACCAUACUAUGGUGUGUGUUCAAGAAGCUGAACAGAAGUACAGGGCUUCUCUUAACAGCUCAAUGGAUUCCUUAAAAGCUGAACUCAACACAGCUCUCCAGUACGACAGGGAAGCUGAAGAAGAAGUUAGGAAGCUCAAGGAGCACACUGCUGACCUGAAGCAACGCAUCGAAGCCCAGUUCAGCGACCUGCACCAGUUCCUGUACCAGGAGGAAAAGCUGCUGCAGGUGAAGCUGAAGACCGAGGAGCGAAGAGAACUGAUCCGCCUGGAUGAGCAUAAGGCCCUGCUGUGUGUGGAGAUCUCUCGUCUGCAGAGGGCCGUUCAUGAGAUCGAGGACAAGCUGAAAGAGCAGAACCCCUUCACUCUGCUCCGGAGCAUCAAAGUCUUGCUCCAGAGGCCUUCGCUGAAGUUUGAGAAACCUGUGUUUACACCACCCAGCCUGUGUGAGGGCCGCUUUGCAGGGCCUCUGCAGUACAGGGUGUGGAAAUCCAUGAAGGGAAGCAUUUAUCCAGUUCCAGCUGCCAUCACAUUCAAUUCCAGUACAGCCAACCCUUGGCUCAGCCUGACCUCGUCUCUCACGUGCGUUCGCUACCAGACCUUCAACCAUACUGUGCAGGACAACCCCAACAGGUUCAAUGCUGCCCUGUCGCUUCUCGGAAGUCAGGGCUUCACCCACGGACGCCACUACUGGGAGAUUGAAGUCUACAGCAGCACCGUUUGGACCGUCGGGGUGGCCCGGGAGUCAGUGCCCAGAAAGGGAGUCAUAAAAGCCCUCCCUGCCAACGGUUUCUGGACUCUCUCCCUCUCUUAUGGAGUUCAGUACAUGGCGGGGACGUCCCCUCCAACUGUCCUGUCCCUGGAGGAGCCGCUGGCCAGGAUUGGCGUGUAUCUGGACUACAAGAGGGGCCUGGUGUCCUUUUACAAUGCAGAGAGCAUGACGCACCUCUACACCUUCAGAGAGACCUUCACAGAGGCUCUGUACCCUUACUUCAACUUGGGCUUCUUAGAUAAAGUGCAUGAAAAUGAGCCUCUAAAAGUUUUCCUGCCAAAGAUUUGAAAGCUUUAAAAAGGGGAAGAGGGAAGUAAACAAUUACCAAAUUUUAUCAAACAAGUUCACCAUUUAUACCAGGGGUAUUCAAGUAGAUUCGGCCGGGGGCCACAUCUGCAAAAGGACUGUAUGGAGAGGGCCGCACAAUUUGAAAAUGUGGGGGUUUUCAAAAUGUAUUUUGCACUCAAAGACGAAGACUUAUGUAAAUAUAAUACAUUUGUAUUAUACAUUUGAAUAUAUCUAGUUUACAUAUGAAUUAUGUAUUAAUUGUCUCCAGAUUUAGUAAUUGUGAAUGUUAAAUAUAAUAUUCAGAUAAAGAAAUAUUAUUUUGAAUGCAAGUUCAUUUUGAAACCAUGCAUUGUGCAAACUUAAUGAAGUUGAUAUUGACCUACUUUUAAUAAAACACGCCAUAAUGACAAAGCACCACUUUCCACCAAGAUUUCCUUAUUUGAAUAUUAUAUUAAGCAUUGAGCACAACCAUUUUAGUCCAUAGUAGCCAGUUAUAAAAAUAUUAUUAAAAAAAAAAAAUAUGUCAACAAACACCCCCUUUUUUGAAAUAUGACCAGGGGCCACAUAAAAGCUCCUGGCGGGCCGCAUGUGGCCCGCGGUCCGCCAAUUGAAUAUCCCUGAUUUAUACCAUCUAUUGUACAGAAUUGUAGCUGAAAAAAAAUGGUAAAACACAUUCAGCACUAGAUUUAUGCCUCCAGUGGAUAUUAUGUACAUUAAGUAGCAUUUCUUGUGUAACACAUGCACAAGUUUGCACACUUAUAUUUCUCUUAAAAGGAGCUGUGCUUCAGUGAUAAAUGUGACACCACGGUUAACUGAUUGACUGACUACAAAAGGUUUACAGGCUUUAAUAGAUGAUGAAAUCUUGCUUGUUUGUUUUUAAAUACAUACUAUCUAUAAUUUCCCCUAAGCACAUUUUAUUGACUUUCUGUUUGAAAUGCUUCCUGUCCUUUCUAAGGCUGCUCUCUCAAAAUACCUGAGAGCAACGAUGGUAUAGUGAAUAUAAUUUUCUGCCAUCUAUAUUUUGUUUAUAAUGAUCAUAUGGAAUUGUAAUUUAAUGAUGUGGUGCUUCUGAGAACCACAGAGGAGGAUUUCUAUGAUUUAUUUCUUUUGUUUGUUUGUUCAUUUGUUAAAGGAUCUCUUAUGUUUUUCAUACAAAUGACUACAAGUCCAAACAUCCUUGUGUUUCCCAUGAUGGAUUAAAGUGACUGUAAAGUCGACUUAAGAUGUCACUGAUGCAUCUGAAGUGACAUUUAUUUUGACAUGGAAUUGCGAUAUGUGGGUUGAGCAGGUGGACUAGCAGGAGGCUAUCACCCUUGUCCAGGUGGCGUAGGUUUGAAUCCCGGCUUACAGCUCUGCGUGUAAAACUUGCACAUUAAUGAAUUGGUAUAAAUACCUUGUAAGUCUUUGAACAAAUCUUUAGUGUAGUUCAAAAUAAAUAUGAGCAUGAAAUAUCCUAUGUGGACAAUUGACUGAAAAUUCUAGUAAUUUUACAAACACUGAAUGAUUAUGAAAUGGCAGCAGUCACAUACUAUAAUUUACAUAUAAAAAUCAACUAUUUCUUCCCUUCAUUAAUAGUAAUUGGCCUAUGGACAAAAGAAAUGCUUGGAACUAUGGGAAAAAUCUGUAGCAGUCUAGAAAUAAUGAAAGUGACAAGUCAGCUUUGCAUUUGGCGGCAGUUUGACAAUGACACAGUCCUAAACUGUAACACACAUGGCAACAAAACACCUCUCCGUCUGUGAUUCUGUGGGUUUAAAGGCUGGUAAGGAGAUUUUUGUUUAUGAAGCAUUUUCCUGUUUUACCUGAAAUUAUCUUUACAUGACGAUUGCAAACAAUGAAUUAAAUGCUGUCAUGUCACGAUUUUUAAUUUGAAAUUUUUUUUUGACAUGACAGCAUUUAAUUCAUUGCUUUAUAGUUGUGAAAUAGUUUGUUGCAAAUGUGACCCAUGUGAAAUAUACAUCAUACUACUACAUUUGGAAGUAGUGGACAUAGCCAUAAAGAUUUCACUGGUUGGUUUAGCAUUUUAAUGUCUUCAUUUGGCAUUUUAUUUUAUUUUAUUGGACAAGAAGCCUCAGUCGGGGACAGACCCUUGAAACCUGACUGGUCCACCUGAAACCUAAUUACGGUACUUGUGAAAUUACUUUCAGAAAGAUAACCACAUAUUCAUCAAAACAAGCAAAUUUAACAAAUGAGACCUUACUGAAAGACUCUUUUCUCUCUUUUUUACACAGUUGGCCUCAAUAUAAUGUGUGUGGCAUGUUUAGGUCCAAACGCAACAGAGUACAGAACCACAGCUUUCCUCUCAACUCUCUUAGCAGAUCGCGUGAGCCACUUGACACCACAUUGUCCUAUUCUGUGGGGUGUGCCUUAUUUAAGCUCUGUUCUACAGCUGUGGACCUUAAAGUAAACAUAUUUUGGAAGUAAAGAAAUAAAAUACAAGUUAAAAAGUAUG
Molecule: messenger RNA, 4217 nt
Organism: Cololabis saira (Pacific saury)
Lineage: Eukaryota; Metazoa; Chordata; Actinopteri; Beloniformes; Belonidae
Gene: trim69
Product: tripartite motif containing 69
Exons: 6
Coding region: 110-1768 (552 amino acids)
Molecular function (GO): protein binding; zinc ion binding
Source: RefSeq, a predicted model, not a curated record